GUUGCAAUCCACCAUUAUCAGCUGCGUGAUCAAUGAGGUCACCAGGUGAAGGACGCCCAGACAGUAGUGGGGGCAGCGCACAGAGACAGGAUCAUAACCGCGAGUGUUAGGGAAGCGACACACUACGAUUAUGUCUGAGAAGAUCGAGGUCGUUGUGAAGAAUUCUACUGAGAUGGGGGAGGGGCCCCACUGGGACGACACGAUACAGAGCCUGUACUACGUGGACAUAUUCGUCGACGACGUCCACAGAUACAACGCUGUCACAGGAGAGGACAGCCGACUAGACCUUGGAGACUCUGUGGCGAGCGUCAUCAUCCCCCGCCAGAAGGGAGGCUUUGUGGUGAGUCAGAAGACAGACCUCGGCCUCUUGGACUCAUGGGAGAGUGGCAAGGUCACCAGCAUUGCGAAGGUCGAGGCCGACGCCAAUAUGUUAAAUGACGGCAAAGUGGAUGCUUCCGGUAGACUCUGGAUUGGGUCUUGUUUCUGUGGCAAGGGUAUUCCUGACCCCAACACGUGGCCGAAGCUUCAGGGCUCAUUGUACAGCCUGGAUAGUGAUGGCAGCGUCAAAAAACACAUCAGUAACAUCACCAUCAGCAACGGCAUGGACUGGAAUGAAGACAACAGCAUCAUGUACUACAUCGACUCCAUCCCCAGGCAGGUCUGGGCCUUCGACUUUGACAUCACAGCUGGGGCCAUCAGUAAGUAGACUCUGGCACUCCCAGC
Molecule: messenger RNA, 723 nt
Organism: Haliotis rufescens (red abalone)
Lineage: Eukaryota; Metazoa; Mollusca; Gastropoda; Lepetellida; Haliotidae
Product: regucalcin-like
Exons: 4
Coding region: 131-706 (191 amino acids)
Biological process (GO): L-ascorbic acid biosynthetic process
Molecular function (GO): calcium ion binding; gluconolactonase activity
Source: RefSeq, a predicted model, not a curated record